Molecule: messenger RNA, 549 nt
Organism: Colletotrichum paranaense
Lineage: Eukaryota; Fungi; Ascomycota; Sordariomycetes; Glomerellales; Glomerellaceae
Exons: 5
Coding region: 1-549 (182 amino acids)
Source: RefSeq, a predicted model, not a curated record
AUGACACUCCAAGAACCUCCGCCAGAGCUAGCACAGCCGUUGGAAUCAACUCAUGGCGCAAGCUCUGGAGCUCCAUCAAUAAGCCAAAGCGUCCAGAGCCGGAAAAGCAUCAAACUGUUUUCUUUGUUCAAGAACAUGACUAAGCAAUCGUCCGAGUCGAUAUCCGAAUCUCUAGCCUCUGAGCAACUCGCCGACGUGCCGAAGAAUAUCUCAAGCUCUCCGAUAUCCAAAACGCUGACUUGGUUCACCAACAAAGAAGAUCAAAGGUCUACGGCCACGGGCACAAGCUGGUUCGGCAAGGCCCCUUGGCACCGUAAAGACUCCAACGACACCAUCAGCAGUGCCACAAGUUCUGUUCGAGACUUUUUGGCAGGAAAAACUCCGCCUGUAACGCCUGAUCCCGAGGGUUUCUUGAGCCGCCAACAAGACUCUACCCUGACGCCGUACCCUGCUGGAGAAGCUACAAGGGUGAGAACUCCGCCAACGCACGAGGACACCGCGGAUGGAAAGUCACGAGGCUUUUUCACAGACAUGAUCUACAAGCGUUAA